This is a messenger RNA of Betta splendens (Siamese fighting fish), 678 nucleotides long. It is a transcript of the gene hbae4, whose product is annotated as Hemoglobin subunit alpha-D-like. Gene Ontology annotation, molecular function: haptoglobin binding; peroxidase activity; oxygen carrier activity. Bases 145 to 570 code for a protein of 141 amino acids. NCBI's taxonomy places the organism in Eukaryota, Metazoa, Chordata, Actinopteri, Anabantiformes, Osphronemidae. The record is from RefSeq and is a predicted model, not a curated record. The transcript is spliced from 3 exons. Gene Ontology annotation, biological process: hydrogen peroxide catabolic process; oxygen transport. Gene Ontology annotation, cellular component: haptoglobin-hemoglobin complex; hemoglobin complex; blood microparticle.
UUUACGCGUCGCCUGCGAAUUAUUUCCACGUUACUAACUUAAUAAAAUGGUUGAUUAACGACGGCUCCGCGCGCCCUCGUCGCCUGGUGUGUCGUCUCUCCCUGUGUACGUUCCGCCGCUGUUAAUUCCCUGUUGGUAAGUGCGAUGCUCUCAAAGAAGGAGAAGGCGCUCAUUGCAGAAAUAUGGGAAAGUCUGAGUCCAGUGGCCGAAGAUAUUGGGUCAGAUGCGCUGCUUAGGAUGUUCGCCUCCUUCCCAGGCACCAAGACCUACUUUUCUCAUCUAGACAUCAGUCCUAAUUCCUCCCACCUACGCACUCACGGGAAAAAGAUUGUGCUGGCCAUAGCAGAUGGAGCCAAAGACAUCAGUCAGCUGACUGUCAGCCUGGCUCCUUUGCAGACCUUGCAUGCGUACCAGCUCCGCAUAGACCCCACCAACUUUAAGCUCUUCUCUCAGUGCAUGCUGGUCACCCUGGCCUGUCACCUGGGGGAAGACUUCACGCCAAUUGCACAUGCAGCGAUGGACAAGUACCUGUCAGCGUUUGCAGCUGUGCUCGCUGAGAAGUACAGAUGAGGCCGAGCCACAAGACGAACAAAGAACCUUUCUUACGCUAAAACAUAUGUUUUAAACUAUUUGUGUGUAUUACUAUUUUUAAUAAUAAAAUGUGCAAUGAACCUGAAA